GUUUACAUCGUAGGCCACACGCCACCGGGGAUAGACGAUCGUGAGAGCGGCGCGGCCGUGUUGAGCGAACGUCACAAUACCAAAUAUCUCCAGCUGAUCCGUUUGUACUCGGACAUCAUUCGCGGUCAGUUCUUCGGUCACUGGCACACGGACACUUUUCGCGUGGUUUAUAGCGAUACCGGUGUGCCAGUAUCGUGGAUAAUGAUGGCACCGAGUAUAUCGCCGAGCACACCAGGAGGCCCCAACAAUCCAGGUUUAAGAUUGUACAAAUUCGAGACGACCACCGGUCAGGUGCUGGAUUAUACGCAGUACUAUCUUAAUCUGCCGGACGCGAAUUCAAUCGGGACGGCAAACUGGUUGCCCGAGUACUCUCUGCUCGAGUACUACGAACUUCAGGAAAUUACGGCGAUCGCUCUUCACGACCUGGCCGACCGGUUCACGCAAUUCAAUGAUUAUGCUUUCGUCAGAUACUACGCGGCCAACACGGUCUCGUUGCCGCGGGAAGUGGAACAGAUUUGGGGUUGCGGAGGACCGCUGAACGGAGCUUGCGCCCUUCACCAUUACUGCACGGUGACCCGGCUGAAUCCGGAAUCCUACAGGGAAUGCUACUCGUCGUACGCGUACGCGCUCGCUUCCACCGGCCCAUCCACGCCGCGACUCUACUUCGCGCUGCACCUGCUCGUCCUGCUGGUCUGCGCGCAGUUGCUGAGGAACCGGUAG
Messenger RNA from Heterotrigona itama, 720 nucleotides. Lineage: Eukaryota; Metazoa; Arthropoda; Insecta; Hymenoptera; Apidae. The record is from the annotation of a GenBank genome assembly.